AUGAAUUUAAAUAAAAAGUUUGUUGAUUUUUAUGGGUAUUAUUUGAAUGACAGUGAAAAUGAAGUUUUAAGAUAUAAUACUUAUGCUUUUAAUGAAGAUGAUAUGAUUAAUUUAAAACAUAUAAAUAAAAAAAAUAUUAUUGAUAAAAAACCAAAAACUAAAAUAAACUUAAAUGUUAUCAACUUUUUUAUUAAUUUAUUAAAUUACAGAAAAUGUAAAAAUGACAGUUUUUUAAUUAGUUCAAUAUAUAUUCAAAUGACAUGUAGUAUAGUGUUAUUUUUUAUUAAAAUGUAUACUUCUAUUUGUAUAUAUAUUAUUAAUAUUAUAAAAUUGUAUUUUUUGUUACUUUGUAACUGUUUAAAUCAUAUUACCAAGAGCUAUAAGUAUUGUAUUUUAAAUAAAGUAUUUGAAAAAAAAAAAAAAUAUAUAUGCAUAGCAGAAAUAAAUAAACAAUUAAAAAAUUAUCAAGGAAAAAGAAAAAAAAUUAAAUUUUUCUUAUUAAAUAAAGUUGUACCAGGUGGUUAUAAUUACUAUGAAGUUGAAAAGAAACUAUACAUACAAUUACCUAUUUUAAAUUAUAAUGAUUAUUUCAUUUUAGUCAAAUUUUAUAUUGACAAAUCUUUUAUGAAGAAAUCUUGCAUUUUCUUAAGAAUAAAUAAUGGAAUUACAAAUUCGAAUAAAACAUUUAUAAAUAAUUUAAAUCAUAUUUUUAAUAAAUAUAAUGAUAUGUGUAACAGUAGCAACAAAAGUAAAAGUAACUAUAGUAAUAAUAACUAUAAUAAUAGCAGAAAAAUCAUAAAAUUUAAAUAUAAAAUUAAAAAUAAGGAAGUUCAUUUGAUAUAUAUUUAUGUAAAAUUAUUUAAAUUAAAUUAUAAAAAAACUUCAAAAAGUAUAUUUAAAAAAAGAAAAAAAAGAUAUUAUAAAAAUGUGUAUUUUAUUCGUUAUAAUAUAACUAACAAUAAUACGAGUUAUUUUAAUAAAAGAAAUAAUCAUAUAAUUGAUUUGAAUUUAAGGGAAAGUGAAUAUUUUUAUCAAGUAUAUUAUGAAGAACUUAAUUUCAGUUUUAAAUAUUAUAAAUACUUAUUUAAAAUUAUUUUAAUAGAAGAGAGAAUAAAAAAUCAUCCUUUUACUUAUAGAAUACAGAAAAUAAUUAAAAAUUUAUUCAACAUCCUUUUAAAAAAAAAAAUAUAUAUUAAAAUUAUUUAUUUAAUUGUUAUUAAGAAUUAUAAAAUUUUUAAUCGAGUUGAACAAAAUAUUUUCUUUAGUAUUUUUAAAAAAAAUCGUUUUUUAACUAAAAUGAACUUUACAUAUUACGAGAAAUUUUUAAUGAAUGCUGUAUCAGAAUAUAAUAAGAGAAAACAGGAGCACAUCAAGCUACCUUAUUUUGAUUCAGGGAAGAAAACACAUAGCAUGAGAAACUUUUUAUUUGUAAAAAUAUUAAAAUAUUAUUUAAUAUAUUUGAUUGCUAUAUAUGGAAAUUCACUUUUUUUAUUUUUAGAAUUAAAAUUUAACUAUGUAUUUUUAUAUAUUAUUUUGAAUAGUAAAAAUUUAAUGAAGGGAAAUAAAUGUUCUUAUUUAAUUUCGAAAAAAAGGAGAAGAUAUUUUUAUAUUUUUGAAUUAUUUUUUUUUAACUGUUAUCUAAUAAUUUUAUGUAACAAAAUUAUGAAAUUUUUUAAAUAUCUUAAUGAUUUAAAGAAAAAUUUUCCAUUUAAUGCAAAACACAAAGGAAAAUUUUCAUCAGAAAAAUUGGUUAGUAUAGAUAAAAAUCGAAAAGGAAGUUUGAAAGUUAAUCAUAUAAAUAAUGAAAGUGAAAUAUCAUAUAAAAAAAUUAAAAAAAAUUUAACGAAUAAAAAAAAGAUUAAAGAGUUAAAAAAUAAAUCCCAUAAAAGAAAAAAAAGUCUUACAAAAAAUCAAUUUAUUGAAAGGCAUAUAAAGAAAGUAAAAUUUUAUUAUAUAGCUGAAACAUUCUUUAAAUAUAAAUGUUUUAAAGAUUUGAUAAAAAAAAAAUAUAUUAUUUCAUAUAAAAUUUUAAUAAUGUAUUGUAAAAAUUUACUUAUUAAUUAUAAGCUUUUAAACAUAAAACAUUAUGUAAAAUAUAAGGAACUGAUGUGCAGUUACAAUAAUGAAAAAUUCAUAGAUAAUCCUUUUAUGCAGAGUUGUACUAACGAUAAUAAUAAUAAUAAUAAUGAUAAUAAUGGUAAUAAUAAUAAUAAUAAUGAUAAUAAUGGUAAUAAUAAUAAUAAUAAUAAUGACAAUAAUGAUGAUGUUGAUAGUGAUAUAAAUAAAAAAAUUCAUAACGGUAAAGAUUAUAAUAAUAACAAUGAUGAACCAAAUGAUAAAAAGAAUGAAAACAAUAAAAAUAAAAAUAAAGUGAAAACUGAAAGUAUAAAUGGAUGUAUAAAACAAAUUAUUUCACGAAAGAGUGAAAAACUUUCAAAUAAAAAUGAUGAGUCAUUAUUAAACAUAGAAAAAAAUGAAAUAAAUAAAAAAAAAAAGGUAAACAAAAAAGGAAAAAAAAAUUGCUCAAAUGAAAAAAAUGAUAAAUAUGCAAUGAAUAUUCUUAUUGCUGAAAAUGCAUAUAAAAUAAUAAAAAAUGGUAGAAUGUAUAGGCAAGCAGAACCAAUCAGUAAUUUUCAAACACAUCGCAACUUUAUGUUAAAAGAAAUGAUGUGGAUGAGUAUAGAUUAUUACGAAGAAAAAAGAUGGAAAAAAAAUGUUUCCAAAAAAUUUUGUUACUUAAUGAAUAAUCAUUUUGAAGAAAAGAAAAAAAAUGAUAAGUAUUUUAUUUCAUCUCAAAUAUCGAAUGAUAUUAAAAUGUUUUGGUUUUUUAUAUUAAAUGAAGUAAGACCAGAUUUAGUUCCUGUAGAAUUAGAUCAUAAAAUAAAAAAUAAAAAUGUUUUAAAAAAAGAUUUCUUUGAUUCAUUUAGAAAAAAUUUACAAAUAGAAGAAAAUAACCUACAUAUUGAUAAAAAUAAUUUUGUUUAUACUGAGGACUAUAAUAUAACUGAUGAACAAUUAAUAAAUAUAAAUAACAAAAGUAAUCAUAAUAAUUUUAAAGUUCCUAACGAUCCAAUUUUAAAUAAGGCAGAUACACCUGGAAACAUGCUUUCAUUAAAUUCUUUGAAUAAAAAAAAGAAUGAUAAUAAUGAUACUGAUUGUAUAAUAAGUUUAUAUCAUAGAUACAGUAUUAAUAAUUUUUUCAGUGUUAAUGAUAGAUUAAAUGAGAAAUAUUUGAAUACGAAUGAGAACAACCCAUACUAUAAUAAAAAUAAUAUAUAUUUAAAUGAAAAUAUAUUAAAGAAUAAUGAAAUGGAAUUUGACGAAAGAAUAUUAACUAUGUACGAAAAUCAUGAGCAUUCUUUAAUGAAUUUGGGAAAAAAUAUAAAUAAAGAUUUAUUAAAUAAAUAUGAAUAUAAUAAAAAAGAGCAUGCAACAGAAAAUAAGAAAUACGAUGAAUUUACUUAUUUAGAUUUAUUACAUUAUAAAGAAAAUAAUGAUUUUCAUUCAAAUAAUAAUAAUUAUCUAGAUUUAAGCAACCACUUAUAUAUUUAUUGUCUACUAUUUAUAAGUAUUUCUCUUAUUGAAGUUAAUGAAAACGUUUUUUAUAAAAAUGAAAAUGCUUUAAAUGAAAAAAAGGUAUCAAUUUUAAACGAUGAUAUUAGUGAGCAUGUUGCAAAUAAAGAAAAUUACUAUUAUAAUGAAAAUUAUGAUAAUCAAAUAAACGUUGAGAAAACUCAGAUAGAAAUAAAUAAAAGAAUUAAAAAAGAAUUUGAAGAUUUUAGAAAAUGCAAAAGAAAAAAAAGUUUUAAUAUUUAUGAACAUGAAAAUUUAGAUUCCUAUACAAAUGAUUCAAGAUUAAUGUUAGAAGAAAAUGAAUUGAAAGAAGAAAUUUUUGAUUUUAAGAACAUUAAAAAAAAAAAAAAAAAAAUUAAUGAUGACGACAGUGACGAUGAAGAAGAAGGAACAAAAAAGAUACUAGAAUUGGAAGAAAAAGAAAAAUUGGAAAUAAUAAACACAGAAAAAAAAAAUGAGGUAGAAGAAUAUGAUGACUACAAAGAAUAUAAAUUGAAAAAAAAAGAAUAUAAAAAAUUAUUUCAUGAUAAUAAUAAUCGCGAUUUUUGUUUUAUUAAUAAAAAUCAUAGAGAUCAUUAUGAAGAUAAUAAGCAUAGUAGUAUAUAUACAAGUUCCCCAUUAAGCAUUGAUGUCAAAGAGUUAAUUGUAAUACCUUACUCAGUGGACAAUAUAAAUAAAGAAAUGUAUAAUUCAAUAAUAGAAAAAAAUAUGAAUGAAUAUUUUAAUGAAGUAAAACAAAAAAAUAUAAAUGUUUAUAUUAACAAUAUGGAAUUACACGGGGGUAAAAUAUAUCCUUUUGAAUAUAGAUAUAUAGAUGAUUUUUACAACGGCAUCCAUUUACCCUUAAUGAAUCUAUCAGAAUAUGAUGAAUAUACAUUUUUUUUAUAUUUAUUUUAUUUAAAGAACUCUUCCUAUAUAUUAAAAAAACAAUUAAAAAGAGAAAAGAAAAAGCGAAAAAAAGAUUUUUCUGAUAUUUUAUCAUCAAAAAAAAAAGUUCCAAAACGUAAAUUAAAUAAAAAUGAAAACUACAAAGAAGUUGAAAUUUUAGAUAAAAAUGAAAGAUUAUCAUUAAAUGAAAAUGUUUUAAUUAAUAUAAAUGAAAAUAAAGCAUUGAAUGAAGAAAAUUGCAAUGACUCAGAGAAUCACUGCUUUUCGUCUAAGAGACAAGAUAAAAUAUACAAUUAUUUUCAAAAAUCAAAUUUAAAAAAAGAGUUUGAUUUAUCAAAAGAAUUAAUUUUUAAUGAAAAGAAUGAUGAAAAUUUUAAAAAGUGGAAAGAAAAAAAAGAAGAAUGGACAAAUGACGAAAUGAAUUUUCUUCUAAUUUUAACAAAAACAUACAUGAAUUAUAUAAACAUUGAUGAAAUAAAAAGAAAAGAAAAUGACUCUGCUCAGAAUUUCGAGAAAAAAGACCCAAAAGAAUUAUUAAAUGAAUGCUCAUUGAAUAAUACAUCUUUAGAGUCAUAUGAAAAUAAGUUGGAUACAAAUCUUGCAAAUGACUUAAAUGAAUUAAGAAAAGAAAUACAAUCAGAUAAAUUAGAGAAUUUCAAUGAAGUUAAAAUUAAUGAAAUAAAUUAUGAAAAUGCAUCUGUUAAUGAUAAGUAUCAGAAUGAAUAUAAUAAUGAAAAUUAUAAAGAUGAAUGUUUUGACAUAAUUAAUGAAAAAAAUGAUAUGAAAAAAGAUCACAAUAAUAAAAUUAAUUACAUUGAUUAUAUAAACUGGAAUAUAAUAUCAGUGGCAUUAGCAUCAUAUAAUAAAAUAAAUCAUAUUUACGAAAAAAAUAGAAGCGCAGAAGAAUGUAAGAAUAAAUUUUUUUCAUUAAUAAAAGAUGAUUUAUACACCGACGUAGUAUCUUAUAAUUUGCAUUUUGAAAAUUAUUCAAAUGGUAUAAAAACAUUCAAAAAAAAUUCAAAAAAAUUAAAAUUUCUACCUAUAUUUUCAAGUAAUGCCAAUACAUUAAUAAAUACUUUAAAAAAAUAUUUUAAUGGAAAAAUUCACAAAUACAGAUUCAAAGAAAAAAAAAAUAGUAUUAACAGUGAAUACAAUAAUUAUGAGAAAAUAAAAAAUAACAUAACAAAUGAAAAAUACGAUGAAAGUUUAGGAAUAAUGGAAAAUCAAUCACAUCAUAAAAACUAUUCAAAAGAUAGGGAUAUAAAAUAUUUUUAUAUAGAUAAAAAAAAAAGAAAUGGUUUAUUAAAAAAAUUAUCAAAAGAUUCAAGAAUGUUGAAAUUUAAAUCAUUUACGAAUAAUACAAAGAAUCAAAUUCAAAACAAGUCUCAUAUGAUUAAUGAAAUGAAUGAUGUAAAUGAUUCCUUUAAAUAUAGAAAGAAAAUUCAUACUUCUAAUUUAAAAAGCAAAAAUAAUUUUUUUAAUAGCAUAUUUAAUAAUUUUUCUUGUGAUUCUAAAGAGACAUCUGAGGAGGAUACUGAUUGUGGAAAAGAUAGUUUUUUUAGUUUUAGUGAUACAGAGAAUUCAACAUUAAAAAUGGAUGAUUUCCUUACGCGAUCAUAUAGCUCUAAAAAUAAAAUAAUUAAAAAUGAAAAAGAAAAACUAUCAAAGGAAAAAGGGAUGAACGUAAAGGGGGAAAAUGAUAGUGAAAAAGAUGAAGAGAAAAAAGACAAAGAAGAAGAGGAAGACGAAGAUGAAGAGGAGGAAGAAGAUGAAGAGAAGGAAGAAGAUGAAGAAGGGGAUGGAGAUGAGGAAGAAGAGGAGGAAAGUGAAGAUAAAGAUAAAGGAAAUGAAGGUGAAGAUAAAGAUGAAGAAAAUGAAGCUAAAUAUAAAGAUGAAGAUGAGAACAAGGAUAAGGAAGUAGAAAAAAAAGAGGGAAAAGAAAAUGAUUGCGACAAAAAAGAUAAAAAUAGUUAUUUAUACAAAGAAAAAAAAUUAGAAGAGGAAGAUAUAUAUUAUUUAGAAAAGGAUAAAAAAGAUGAAAAUUCAUUAAGUCAUGAGAAAAAGGAGAAUGAAAAGAAAGAAAUUGAAAAUGAAGAAAAAAAGAAAUAUAAAAAGGAAAUUAAAGAUAAUGAAAAUAUUAUUUGCUCAAAUCAGAAAAGUCUCGAUGAAGUAAAAAAAGAAAUAACAGAAAAAGAAAAAAUAAAUAAUAUAAUAGAAGAUAGGCUAAUAGAAGAAACUAACAUCAUGGAUGAGCAUAUUUCUAAUAGUUCAAAUAUAGGAUAUUCAUUAAUACUAAAAGAUAAACUUAUAAAUAAAAAAAUUAAAAAAAAUUAUGAAUUAAGUUAUAUUUUAAAAAAUUAUAAUAACAUUAAAAAAUGGUUGAAUUCCGUAUGUAAUAAUAAAAAAAAUGUUAAAGAAUUUUUAUCCUUAAUAGGUAAAGGUUAUCAUGUAGAAAAUAAAUAUCUUAAUAAGAUUAUAAGAAAAUUUUUUAAAAGUAUUAAACCAAUAAUAGGAUAUGAAUAUAAUGCUCUAGAUUCAUUAAAUAGUGAAUUGGGUUAUAAAUUUAUAAAUAACUCCAAUAAUAUUAAAAAUAACGAAAGUAAAAAUGAUUUAUUUUUAGACAAAAUAGAUGAAGAAUUUUUAAAAUGCAUAACAAAGAUAAUACAAUAUGAUAAAAGGAAAAAAAACGAAGCUUUAGAAAAAUUAAAUAAUAUGCCAAAUAGUGAAUCUUUUAAAGUUAAUGAAUUAUAUAUUUAUUCACCAAAUGAAUCUUAUAAGAAAGUCAAUGAAUUUGCACAACAGAUACUUAACUAUGUUCCUUUUGUUGAUGACAAAAAAAAAUUAAAUAUUAAGAAAAUUAAGAAACGAUUCCAUCGUAAGAACUUGAUUUCUCAAAUAUUACUAGCUGAUUACAUUUUAGAUAAGCUAAGAAAUUUCCCCAUUAAUGGUUCUUUAUCAUCAUAUAAAAAUAAUAAAACAAUCAAAAAUCUUCUCUCAGAAACACGCUUAAAGGCAUACAGAAAAUAUAUCAAUGAAAACUUUAAUGCAAAUUAUAAUGAACUUAAAGCAGAAAAUUGCUAUAACAAAAUUUUUUCAGAAGAAAAUGAAGAAAUAUAUAAAGUGAAUUUAAGUAAUAAUAAUAAUUUAACAGAUAGUAACAAGAAAAAUAUAAAUGUGUCUCUUAAUAAAUUAAAUGAAGAAAAUGAUGAAAAAGGAGAUUCUAAUAAUGAACAAAAUAAUUUUUAUUUUGAUAAGCGUAAGGAAAUAAAUUAUACAAAAAUUAGUGAUAAUAAUGUGAUUAAUUCGUCAAAUGCAAGUAAUAAUGAAAACAGUGAAAAUUUGAAUAUAAAAAAAAAUGAUAAUUCAUUCUUAUUUAAUUCCUGCAUUACUGAUUUAUCUAAAAAUACAAAUAAAGAAGAAUGCGAAAAUAAUAAUAAAACAAAAUAUCCUAUUUCUAUUGAAAAACAGUUAAAAAAAGAUAAAGAAAAUAUAACAGAAGAAAAUAGUCCAUCUAAUAAAAUUCCAGAAAAUUUAAAUGAUUCUAGCAAUAUAUCAUUUACUUUAAAUGAUAUAUCUUUAUACAAUCAAAUAAAAGAGGAAAAUUCUAAUAUUGAAAAGUUUAAUAACUUAAAUAAUAUUGAUAACAAUAAAAGUAUUAAUAAUAAUAGUAACAAUUUAUCAAAAAAUAAAGAUCAAAAUACAAAGGCAAAUAAAGAAACAGCGAAAGCGAAAAGACAAACAACAUUAUUAAUUAAAUCACAUAAUGAAUGUUUAAAUGAUUCUUCCUUAUCUGAUAAGCAAAUUAAAUAUUCAUCGAAAACGGUCCAAUUACCUAGUAGCAGACAAAAAUCACAACCAAUAAAAUAUGUUGAUCAUGCAAGUAAAAUAACGAAAUCUAAAACAUCCUUAAGUGCAUCAAAUUUAUCAUCAGAUGAAUUAAAAAAUAAUAAUGUAUCAAAUCAUACACGUAAUUUAAAUACUUGUAAUAUAUCACACAAAAAAGAUGAGAAAACACAAAUAUUAAAUAUCAAUCAAAUAAACAAUAUUCCUGCUGUAGAAAAAGGACCUUAUUUUCAAAGAGAUGCUAAUAUAGAGAAAAUUAAUCCCUUAAUAGAUGAAGGAAUAAUAAAUAAACAUAAUAUAAAAGAUAAAAUUCAGUUUAAUUUUCCAAAUAACCAAUUAAUAGAUGAUAAGUCAAAUUUCCCGAAUAAAAAACAUAAAACCUUAGGUAAUGCAAAUAAUAUACCUAACAAAAACUCGGAAAACGAAAAUAUAAAUAAGUCUAUAAUUAAUCAACAAACUCCAAUGAAAAGUAUUCAAGAUUAUUAUAUGCCUAACCAAUCACCAAGUAAAAUGCAAAAAAGUAUAUCUAACACAGAAAGUAUCAAAUCGAAUGCAUCGGCAAUUUUAUAUCAACAAACUCCAAAUACAGGAGGAAAAAAUUUUAAUGUAUCUGAUUCAUUUUAUAAUAUUAAAGAGUUACAAACAACAAAUAAAUUUAAUUUAAAUAAUACUAACAAUAAUUUUAAUAAUAAGUUAUGUAUUUUUUCUUUUCAAAAUAAAGAUGACAAAUUUAUGUCGCCUGUUCAUGUAUCGUCACAACAUAGUAAACACAUUUCUAUGAAUCAUAAUAAUAGUAACUUAUCAUAUAAUAAAACACCAUUAUACGAAUCAAUUGAAUUACCUCCAAAGCAAAUCACAAGUAACAUAAUAAAUAAUUCUAGUUCUAGGCAGUUGGAAAUUUCAUCUAAUGCUUCAACAAAACGUUUACAGCAUUCUUUAAGUAAUAGUUUAAGUUCAGAAAAAAAAAUGUAUUCCAUGUAUUUGGAAAAUCAAGUAAGAGCCUCUUCUAUGAAUAAAUUAAAUGAUGACGUUUUUUCAGUAAAAUCAGUAUCACCAAGUAAUUAUCCAGCAUCAUACACUUCUAAUUCACAAUUAAUUCAAGAUAACCAAAAAAAAUCGAGGGUUUUUCAAGAAAAAUUAUUGAAUCAAGAUUUAAAUGAUUCAAUAAACUUUAUAGAUACGACUAAUAAAAAUAUGCAAAAUUUUAAUUAUGUUUCAACCAAUUAUCCUAACAACAAUAUAAAAAAUUUAAAUAUAAUCAAUAAUGAAAGCAGAUCAAAUUUAUUAUCAAAUUACAAUAACUUUAAUGUUAAUUAUACUCCUUCAAAUAUAAUACAAAACAUAAAUACAUCAUCAAAUAAUGUAAAAAAUGUUAUAAGUUAUCCUACUUGCCAAGUGGGAAACUAUGUAAAUAUGAAUAAUACAAUUGUAGAUAAUUUAGAACAUAUACCAUAUUCCAAUGAAUCAAUGAAUAAAAAUAUGAAUUAUAUAAAUCAAAAUAAUGUAAAAAAUGAGAGUAAUGAAGAAAAUAAAAAUAUGUCUACCAAUUCAAAAAAUAUAACAGAUAAUUCUCAACACUUUCAAAAUGUAUUUCAAGAGAAACAACAAAAUGAUAUACAGAAUAAUCUUCCUGAUAAUAAUAAAAUACAGAAAAAUUAUACAAAUAGUAAUAAUUUUGUUAAUAAUGAUAAAUCAAAGUUAUCACCAAUAGAAUCUAACACAUUUCAACAGGCAUAUAUUCAUAUGAAUGAUCAAAAAAGUAAUUCUAUUUAUAAUACUAAUGAAAGAAAUAUAAAUCAGAGAAAUUUUAAUUGCCAAAAUAAUAAUCUACAAGGUUUAAGUCAACAAAACAUGAAUUUACAUAAUAUAAAUAAUCAAACAAUGAAAUACCUUAAUUUAAAUUUUCAAAAUAGAAAACAAUUAAAUUUAAAUCAAUAUGUGAAUCAAAUGAAUUUUAUUCUUCAAGUUUUGAAUCAGUUAAAUAUGAAUUCAAAGGGAUACUCUCAACAAAACAUGAAUCAACAAAAUAUAAGUCAGCAAAAUAUAAAUCAGACAAACGUAAGUCAACAAGGUAUAAAUCAACCUAAUAUAAAUCAACAAAAUUUAAAUAAAUCCAUAAUGAAUCCACCUAAUUUGAAUCAACCUAAUAUAAAUCAAACUAGUAUGAAUCAAUCUAAUUUAAAUCAACCUAAUAUGAAUCUUCCUACUAUGAAUCAAUCUAAUUUGAAUCAAUCUAAUAUGAGUCUUCCAACAAUGAAUCAACCUAAUGUGAAUCUUUCAACAAUGAAUCAAUCUAAUUUGAAUCAAUCUAAUUUGAAUCAACCUAAUAUGAAUCUUCCAACAAUGAAUCAUUCUAAUUUGAAUCAACCUAAUAUGAAUCUCUCAACAAUGAACCAACCUAACAUGAAUCAACCUAAUAUGAAUCAACCCAAUAUGAAUCAACCUAAUAUGAAUCAACCUAAUAUGAAUCUUCCUAUUAUGAAUCAACCUAAUAUAAAUCAAUCCAAUAUGAAUCAACCUAAUAUGAAUCUUCCUACUAUGAAUCUUCCUACUAUGAAUCAGUCCAAUAUGAAUCAACCUAAUAUGAAUCUUCCUACUAUGAAUCAACCUAUAAUGAAUCAAUCUAAUAUGAAUCAAUCUAAUAUGAAUCAACCUGAUAUGAAUAAACCAAAUAUAAAUACACAAAUUUUUAAUCAACCCAAUAUUGCAGCACAAAGUAUUAAUGAGAAGGCAUGCAUAUCUCCGUUUCAUUCAUCAAAUUUAAAACAACAAAAUAUGAAAUCAACUUUUAAUGACCUGAAUAUAAAUAAUUCAAAUAUGAUAAACAUAAGUUUAAAUAAUAAUAUGACCCAAAGUAUGUUACAAAAAUUACCAAAAAAAAAUGUAUUUUCUUCUCAAGAAAUGAUUCAACAAAAAUUAAUACAACAAGAAUUGUUACAGCAAAAAUUACAACAACAAAAAAUGCAGCAAGAAUUAUUUCAAAAAGCAUAUAAUGAUAAAGAAAGUCAACAAAAUUCUCAAUCUUCAUUUCAGCAAGUGCAUAGUCAAUGCACACAAGAAAGUCAAAUCAAAAAUGAUCAAAUACGACAACAAAAAUUAUUACAAAAAUUACAGCAACAACAGCAACAGCAACAGCAACAGCAACAGUUACAAAAAAUACACCAAUUACAAUCACAAAAAAUGCAACCAAAUCAAUUACAUUCACAAUUACAGCCGCAAUUACAAUCACAACAACUACCAAUGCAAUUACAGUCACAAUUACAACCCCAACAAUUGCAGCAAAUGCAAAUGCAGAAAUAUCAAUUUCAGCAACAAGAAUUAAAGAAACAAAUGGAACAAUUACAACAACAAAUGCCUUUACCUCAACAAAAACUACAGCAAAUAUAUGCUUUAAAACAAAAUAUUCUAAUAAAUAAGGAUAAUGAGAAAAAACAAAAACAUAGGCAAAUCACGGUGCCUAUAAAUUCACAAACUCCUAAUUUGCAUAAUUUGCAGCAAAUUAGUAAUAACAGUGAUGAAAUUAUAGCAAAAGAAAAUUUAAAUAAUAAUUUAAAUGAAAAUACAAUAUAUAUGUUAAAUAAAAAUAUACCAAAUAAUAUAAAUAAAUUUACAAAUCAGGACAAGUUUUUUUCAUAUGAUUCAUUUCAACAAGUAGUACCUUCAAAUAAAAUUAAUAUAAUGGAAUUGAGAAAUAUGGAUAAAAAUGUAAAUGAGAAUAAUAUUUUAUUAAAAACAUCUCAACCAACAGAUUUGAGCAACAGUGUUCCACCACAUAUUCUACCUAACAACAUGCCAUCUUAUAUUUCACAAAACACACCUUAUCAAAUGGCUCAUAGCAAAAAUAUAAAUCAUGCACAGCAAAAAAACAAUUGCUAA
Molecule: messenger RNA, 12180 nt
Organism: Plasmodium relictum
Lineage: Eukaryota; Apicomplexa; Aconoidasida; Haemosporida; Plasmodiidae
Product: conserved Plasmodium protein, unknown function
Exons: 1
Coding region: 1-12180 (4059 amino acids)
Source: RefSeq, a predicted model, not a curated record